AUGGAUCCGAAGAAUCUACCGACCCGACUUCCUCCGUUCCCAGUGUAUGAUGUUCCGGCCGCCAAAAAAUGGCUUGCAGAUCCCAAAAACCACGAUCUUUCAGAUUGGAAGAAUGAGAAAGAUACUGCUGGAGGCAAUUGGUCAGCGUUGGAGCUUUACAUCUCGGAGGUGGCAGGUAUAUCCAGAGCCGAACUGUGCGAGAUCGUCUUCUCCGCCUGUCAAGAAGUAUGGGGCGACGUUCCGAUGCAGGUCCGUCUGAAUCAUGCUAUGAGAGAGAUCAUUACUCAGAAAUCUGCUGCAGCUUUAAAGGAACAAUGUACUAGGAAAUGGAAAGACGACAUGGGAACUUGGAUGCAUACCGCUUUGAACGUAUGGAUGGGUCGAGCAGUCUCGAGAUGGAAGAAGAGUGAGGCGACGGCGAAGCGCAAAGAGAGGAAGCAUAAGAUCCCUUCUACACCGGGGAAGACAUUUCAGCAGGUGGAGCCAGUGCCACGAGCAUCCGUUGAGACCGCUUUCACGAAACCAUCAGCAACGGGUUCGGUCAAAGCUCCCUUCAAGGGAGGUCCUUCACAACAUCAGGAAAGCUCUCGAGCGGGACCAACGCAACAGCUUGAGUCGGUCGGAUGCAAUGGUGUUCCAGAGAACAGCCACCCAUCAUCAGCUGCGAAGAUCGCUCAGGUCAAAACUAAAUCACGGGUAAAAUCACUCCUCGGUGCACCAAUCCGUGGUACGGUCAUAAAAUCGUCCAUCGGAGGCCCCGCUACCGCUGUCUGCCAGGAAUACGAUGAUUUCGUCACGUACGUGGUUCACGCCUCCAAAGUCCGCCAUAAGGUCAAUCUACUGCCCCAUGAUGAUGAUGGUGAUGAUCAUGAUGGUGAUAGCGAGUUGGAGAGCUUUCGUCUGACUGCCGAGAGAUUUCGUGCAGCAGUUAGGGAGCGUGCGAUUGAGGACGGCAUCCUAAAGCGUUACAAUGCAACUGGAUGUAACAAAUCCUAUCAUGGCACAGAACUAGAUGAUCAUAUCCUCGUUCAAGAUUAUCCUGAGCGCCGCGAAACUUGGGCGGAAGAGUAUUUCACCAAAGGCUGUGGACCUGCGGUAAAAACUUCAAUGGAAAAAGUCUUAUCGUUCUGCGCCUUGAGACACCGUGGUUGUUAUGUACCUCCAGGCCGUCGAGCUGCAGAAUCAUCAACAGCAAACACGAAAGUAAUCCCGCAUUUGGAGCUGGCAACACUCACCUCAGCUGACUGUGCAGAAUACUUGGACCUAAUUUGUAUGAUUGUACGAAAAGCUCUUCGUCGUACGAGUCCGCAAACUAUUUAUGAGACUGCCUUCCUUCCUGCCCGGUGUGCCCCAAAUCGCAAAAUGGCGAAAAAACUGCUCAUUCGAGCUUUUAGGCGAAUGGUCAAGGACAAUAUUCUGGAGCACAACCGAAAAGGUGGCUACGAUCUGUGCUCUUCUUUCGAAGCUAAACGCUUCUUCAGAUGCCGACACUCAUUUCGCACCCCAGAUCCAGAUCCGCAAGGCCCGGACUUGGAAAGCGAGCAGUCGCUGUCACGCUUAGAACGUUUCCUCGACGCCAAUGUCGAUAGUAUAAGCCAAAAUGAUUUGAUAAGGCUGUAUGGACCAGAAGCUGCUUCUUACUACGAUCGAUUACAGUCUGAAAUGCGGCCAAAAGUAAAAUUCGAAAUCGUCGAGGAUGAAAUAAAAUCUGAAACCGACGAUACCCUCGACGAAGUGAAAAAUAUAGUUCUAAUAGGAUCUGCGAGCUGGCCCAUUGAUGGUUCUGGCUUUUCAAAGCCAUUACCUACCUCUUUUGCACUCAGUACCAUGGAAACCACUGUGGCGGACUUACGUAAACAAUACCCUGAUGAUCGCCUCGACAUCCUUCACUAUGCGAACUCCCCAAACAUUGUUCAUGUUACAUGCCAUGAAUGCAAUGUACGGCUCGACUUUGGUUUCGACCCUGAUCUUCGAUCGCUGGCUGCACAUUUGAAAUCUACCAAGCAUACCUGCAUGAUGAUGCAAAGGUUUUCAGGCCAAUUUCCACGACAGACUCUUGCAACCCAGGAAAGGCUCGGGAUCUUGGAGCAGCUGAUAGAGGAUCUCCAAGACGGCAUUCACUCGAUUCCGUGGCUGGCAGCGAUUUGUGAGCUACCUCGGUCAGCAGCAGAACCAAGGCCACUUAUUUCCAGAGUCACGACGCCGCGAUCACAUGAAGGAACUACUCCAAUCUUAAACAGAGCAGAUACCGGAAACAUUUGCGUGGAAGGAGAGGGGCCGGAAGAUGAUAUCAAAGUCAUUAUGGAACGCCGGCGAAGGGAGUUACAGUUGAAGAGGAAAAUAGAGCAUGAUCAACAAGAGAAAGGUGCCAAAAGGCCACAUUUGGAAGAUAUAUCGAGCGGGAAAAAUAGUCUUCUUACUACGAUCGCGCAGUUGACAGCGCGGAUCAAGACUUUGGAGCAAGCCACAUUUGAUGAGGGAAAUGCAGCAGCUAUGGAGGGUUCCUUUCGCGGCGAGGCAGGUGAAUCUCACAAAGUAUCUUGA
This is a messenger RNA of Drepanopeziza brunnea f. sp. 'multigermtubi' MB_m1, 2544 nucleotides long. The record is from RefSeq and is a predicted model, not a curated record. NCBI's taxonomy places the organism in Eukaryota, Fungi, Ascomycota, Leotiomycetes, Helotiales, Drepanopezizaceae.